Molecule: messenger RNA, 1439 nt
Organism: Scaptodrosophila lebanonensis
Lineage: Eukaryota; Metazoa; Arthropoda; Insecta; Diptera; Drosophilidae
Product: protein GUCD1
Exons: 3
Coding region: 45-773 (242 amino acids)
Source: RefSeq, a predicted model, not a curated record
UUUGUGGUGUCUGCUGCUCCUUUCAUAGCCGGUUAAUCUGAAAUAUGAACGGUCUGCCACAAGCUAAGCAUUACAAUUUAACGCACUACCAGCAGCGGUAUAACUGGGAUUGUGGCCUCUCCUGCAUAAUCAUGAUAUUGUCGACGGCACAGCGAGAGCAAAUGCUGACCAACUUUGAACAAAUCUGCAAGGAGGAAGGCUUCGGUUCUAGCACAUGGACUAUUGAUCUGUGCUAUACGCUGCUGCGUUUUCAAGUGCGUCACGAAUACUAUACGAAAACCUUGGGCAUCGAUCCCAAUUACACGCAGCACUCAUACUACUCGAAAAUCAUUGACAAUGACGAAAAACGUGUGACGCGCAAGUUCAAGGAUGCCAAAGCGCAUGGGUUGCGCGUGGAGCAAAGGACGGUGGACAUGCAAGUGAUACUAAAGCACUUGGCCACACACGGUCCCGUGAUAUUACUGACAAAUGCCUCUCUCCUCACUUGCGAGAUAUGCAAGCGAAAUGUUCUCGAGAAAUUUGGUUGUUUUCAUGUGUCUUGUAUCGCCCAAAAUACACGCAUGCCCACACCUGUCAACAAAAGGUAUGCGGGCCAUUAUGUCGUCCUCUGCGGAUAUGAUUUGAACGCCAAAAAGCUCUACUAUCACAACCCGGAAGUGCACGACGGACAUAUCUGCCGUUGUCUGGUCGAUGCCAUGGACACGGCUCGCAAGGCCUAUGGCACAGAUGAGGACAUCAUUUUUAUUUACGCGCCCCAGAACAGCACCAAAUAGAUGAAAGCAUGCGGUAUCUAAGCAUUGUACCUGCCAGCAGCAAUUUGUUGCUUUAAACGUUCCAGGCAGCUUCUGCCAGUUGUUAAAUAGAGCGCAGUUAAUCCAGUGAUACAACAUAGCUGCAGUUGCUUGUACCUGCAUUGUUCGCUUUAAACAAUUGCUUUGGCAUUUUAUUGUAAACUCUGUCUGUGUAACAUGCAAUUAUUUAGUUUUUUUAAAAUAAGGUACACACAUACUUGUGUAUAUUUAAGUUAACUUUGACGGCCAAUGUCUGGCGCAAUAAUUUGUUAAUAUUUUAUUUAGGAUAACAAACGUACAUUUAUUUAUUGUAAGCAGCACACAUACACACACACUCACACACACAUUUAACGAGCAUCUGUAAGUGUGUAGUGUGCAUGUAGUUUAGGUAAUGAGCCUAAACUCUUUGGUCCCCCAUAACUAAACAACCAAUUUGUUUUUAGUCGCAUAUGUAUUUAUGUAUGUGUGUGUGUGUGCUGCAUUUAGAGACAAUUUGUCCAACUACAAAGUACCUUGUUCUUUAUAAAUAUAUGUAUAUAAGAGUAGAGUUUAUGUGUCGUGUAUUAUCGUAUGCUAUUAAUGGUAAAAAAAAUACUCCCGUUCAAAUAUUAAUGGCUUGAAAUACAAAUAUAUCAGGUCUGUUACAAA